This is a messenger RNA of Bombina bombina (fire-bellied toad), 1326 nucleotides long. RefSeq names its product T-box transcription factor 20 (gene TBX20). Gene Ontology annotation, molecular function: RNA polymerase II cis-regulatory region sequence-specific DNA binding; DNA-binding transcription factor activity, RNA polymerase II-specific. Bases 1 to 1326 code for a protein of 441 amino acids. NCBI's taxonomy places the organism in Eukaryota, Metazoa, Chordata, Amphibia, Anura, Bombinatoridae. The record is from RefSeq and is a predicted model, not a curated record. Gene Ontology annotation, biological process: cell fate specification; regulation of transcription by RNA polymerase II; heart looping. The transcript is spliced from 8 exons. Gene Ontology annotation, cellular component: nucleus.
AUGGAAUACACAUCUUCCCCCAAGCCCCAACUCUCAUCCAGGGCUAAUGCCUUUUCUAUUGAGGCUCUAAUGUCAACUGGGACAACCAAAGAAAAGGAAACAUCGGAGAAUACCAUUAAACCUCUGGAACAAUUUGUGGAGAAGUCCUCUUGUAGUCAGACUCUUGCUGACAUCUCUAUUGUGGACCCUCAUGGGGAGUUCAGCAGCAGCCCCCCAUCCCUGUGUACAGAACCCUUAAUCCCCACCACACCGAUCAUCCCAAGUGAGGAGAUGGCAAAGAUCUGCUGCAGCCUGGAAACCAAGGAGCUCUGGGACAAAUUUCAUGACCUGGGCACAGAAAUGAUUAUUACCAAGUCUGGGAGGAGAAUGUUUCCUACCAUCAGAGUUUCCUUUUCUGGGGUUGAUCCGGAAGCCAAGUACAUUGUCCUAAUGGAUAUUGUACCUGUAGACAAUAAGAGAUAUAGAUACGCCUAUCACAGGUCUUCUUGGCUUGUGGCAGGAAAAGCAGAUCCACCACUACCUGCUAGAUUGUAUGUUCAUCCUGAUUCCCCAUUUACUGGGGAGCAGCUGCUGAAACAAAUGGUCUCCUUUGAAAAAGUGAAGCUUACAAACAAUGAGUUGGAUCAGCAUGGACAUAUUAUCCUAAAUUCAAUGCAUAAAUACCAACCAAGGGUUCACAUAAUUAAGAAGAAGGAUCACACUGCAUCGCUUUUAAAUCUCAAGUCUGAAGAAUUUAGGACGUUUAUUUUUCAGGAAACUGUGUUUACUGCUGUUACGGCCUAUCAGAAUCAGCUGAUAACCAAACUGAAAAUUGACAGCAACCCUUUUGCUAAAGGAUUCCGAGACUCCUCCAGACUUACUGAUAUAGAGAGGGAAAGUGUAGAAUGUCUGAUACAAAAGCAUUCGUAUGCAAGGUCUCCAAUCCGAACGUACGGAACAGAGGAAGACGUCCUUGGUGAAGAUGGUCAAGUGGUGCAAAGCAGAGGAUCAGCUUUUACAACAUCAGAUAACUUGUCCCUCAGCUCCUGGGUAUCAUCCGCUUCUGGUUUUUCUGGUUUCCAACACCAUCAGCCAUUAACAGCAUUGGGUACCAGCUCUGCAUCUCUUGCCACACCAAUUCCCCACCCUAUCCAGGGCUCUCUGCCUCCUUACAGUCGACUCGGUAUGCCUCUUGCACACUCAGCACUUGCAAGCUCAAUGCAAGGCAGUGGGCCUGCAUUCCCUUCUUUCCACAUGCCAAGGUAUCAUCACUAUUUUCAACAGGGGCCUUAUGCUGCCAUCCAAGGACUGAGACACUCUUCUGCCGUGAUGACUCCAUUUGUAUGA